AUGCAGAACGAGGCUGGAGAGUUUGUAGACAUUUACAUACCGAGAAGGUGUGCUGUUACUAACAGGCUAAUUGGUGCAAAAGAUCAUGCUUCGAUCCAGAUCCAGUUUGUUGAUUUGGACCCAACUACAGGACGCAUGAUCGGUGGGAGUAAAAAGACAUAUGAUCUAUCUGGAUCUAUCCGGUCGAUGAGAUGGCAUGUUACCACCGUAAGCAUCUUAUUCUUAUUAUUCUUAAUUUUUCAGAAACUUUUGCGAAAGAACGUUCUCAUAA
This is a messenger RNA of Schistosoma rodhaini, 271 nucleotides long. Lineage: Eukaryota; Metazoa; Platyhelminthes; Trematoda; Strigeidida; Schistosomatidae. The record is from the annotation of a GenBank genome assembly.